Messenger RNA from Coprinopsis cinerea okayama7#130, 2685 nucleotides. RefSeq lists its product as hypothetical. Gene Ontology annotation, molecular function: transcription cis-regulatory region binding. Gene Ontology annotation, biological process: regulation of transcription by RNA polymerase II. The record is from RefSeq and is a predicted model, not a curated record. Bases 1 to 2685 code for a protein of 894 amino acids. Gene Ontology annotation, cellular component: nucleus. The transcript has 5 exons. NCBI's taxonomy places the organism in Eukaryota, Fungi, Basidiomycota, Agaricomycetes, Agaricales, Psathyrellaceae.
AUGCUCCCACAGACGCAGCAGCAAGGCCAUGGCCAUGGGUUUGGGGUGAAUAAUUUCAAUCUGGACCCAUCACAGGCCGCCAAGCAGAUGGCACUGUUAACGGCUGCUCAGAAUGCACGGAUUGGAGGAAAUCCUCGCCCAUACCUCGGAGGAAAUCAGCCUCCAAACCAUGACCUCUUAAGCUCGGGGGCUGCCCCGGUUCCACAUGCCCGACAUCAGAUACCGAAUACUGCUAAUCCCAAUGCUCCCAUCCCGCCUCUUCUUGAACCAUCAAUGUCCAACCCUCCAAAUUCCCGCGUAUCCCAGCAGCGUCAACAUGGUUUCCUCCAGGGCCUUCAUAACCUAAUGGCCAUCAGAGGCAUGCCUUUGCCACCCGCUCUCACAGGAAUACCCGUUCCAAACUAUGACCAUUCAACUUCUCCGUGGUCAGCUAUCGAACCCGGUUCAGAAGUCGGCACAUUCAAAGUUGCAGGAAAGGACGUCAAUCUCUUUCGAUUGUGGGGCACCGUUUUUCAGAACGGUGGCGGUCGUGUACUCGAAGCCAACAACGCCUGGGCUUCACUUCUGCCCCAGUUCGACCUCCCCGAAGAGUUUCCCACCGUCCAGGCCAAUGGGUCAACUUCAGUGGCAAAGAUGCUAUCCCAGUAUUACAUGGCUAUCUUGCUUCCCUUUGAAGAGUCGUACCGGAAGAACAUGCAGGAGAACCAGCGCAAAGCCAGCCUUGCCAAUCGUCAGGCAAUGAUGGGAAACGCCCCAAUGCCUGGGUCCCAGCCUAUGCCUCAACAGGCUAUUCCCAACAACGCCGCACAAAUGCAACGCAAUGUGAACACACCGGUGCAAGGAAUGGUGGGAGGAGGUCAACCUGCAAAUGGCAUGCCACGUUAUCCCUCGAUGCCUCCACAACCCCAGUCUCGCCCUGCAUCUGGGAUGUUAAUGCAAGGGGCAGAUUCAAUGCUUCCAACGAACCACGCUCCAGAUUUGAAUAUGCUUGAUCAGGACGGGCAAGGCAUCAAGAGGAAGCUGGAAAUUGGUGACCUAGAGAAAAGAGCCCGACCGAGAACAGAACCUCAACCUGGAAGUCCAAUGUCCAUACCGAGUAUGGACCGAAACCCUUCAGAACCCCCGCCCCAGGUCCCCCAAGCUCCUUCAGCCCCGGCAGUAGCCCCACCGCGACCGCGAACUCAGCCCUCGCGCCGCAAGAUUGAAUACAUCCCCCUUGCACGCGAGGUCGAUACCUAUGGGGGUAGGGAUCUUCGGUUCAUCGAAGGAGAGACGGUAUUCAGCGCGCAGAGAAGACCUCUCCGCGAGUUGAACGAUUGGGGCACGGUGGAUAUCGAAUGCCUCACCAUGUCGAUUCGUUCACGCCUUGGGCCUGAACUGUCCUAUGCUCUCACCACUUUUACGCUCCUUUCGACUAUGCGAGGGCAAACCCCAGGAUCAGGCUUCCCAAUCCAGCAAUGCCCCGAUCUGUUGGAGGAGGCGCUCGACCUCGUGGAGGAUAUCGCAUUUGGAGGGUAUGAAGAGUCACACGACCCGACGCUCGACUCAUUCGAUGACGACGCAUCCAUCGUCACAAACCAUCAGCUCGUCAACCACAUUCUGGACGAGCAAAGUCUUCCCUUUGCUGGCCUUGAACCACAUCAAGGUUCUAAAGACGCCGAUUUGGGCCCGCAACAGCGACCCGCCAAUUAUAUUGUCACCGUCUUCAAUAUUAUCCGCAACUUGACGGUUAUCGACGACAACAUCCGGUAUCUUGCCCACCAUACCCGGCUACUGGACGUGCUACUGCGCACCUGUAAAGUGGUGGAAAAGGAUGGCGCCUUCAAGCCUGCCUCCCCGGCUCUCUCACUCAACGACUUGGUCCUCAUCCGGAAGGACAUGUUGUACUCCCUUCUCGCCCUUUCUGGGUUCACCAACCUCGCAUCACCCGACAUCCCCCCGAAAGCCGCCUCUCGGAUAACGAAGCGUAUAUUUGAACUCAUCGCCUCUUACCUGAUUGAUCCUCAAGAAGCGGUCCCUCCAACAUACUCCGUUCAGCAUAUAGGCAUUCCGUUCGGUGGCAACAUGCGGCCUUCGACAUUGGUCCAAAUUGCCCUAGAAACCUGGAAUCAUUUCAGCCAACCCGAUCCCAUUCGCAAAUUGAUGGUCAAGGCCAUUCCUCAUCAUUUGCUAUGGACUCUCUUCGAAGCUCUGGUCCAUCGCCUUCCCAUGUCCGACCUCGACUUCCAAUUGGUUUCUCGCGAGAUUUGGCUAUCGCAUCUCGAGGCAAUCAUCAUGGCCAUCUAUUCCCUCGCUUUUAUGGCGCCGCCGGACCUGAAAGAAAAGAUGCGAAGUGACAGAAAGCUCAAAUUCAAUGCCAUCUCUGCUCGGAUGUUGCAGCGAUUCUUCAUGAAUGGUGCUGAGCUCAGGGCGAUCUUUCUCGUCUGUGCGAGGCGUGUUACGGAGACGUUGAAGGUCCUGGACGACAAAAAGGACCCGUUCGAGAAUCCGGUAGAUUCAACGGGACCGACGUUGUCUUUUGGAAUGGGGUUCGCGGACGCAUCGGAUAACGGACCAGAAAAGGGAACUGGGCUUCUCGGUGGUUAUAGCAGGGAUCUCUGGCCGACAUUAACACUGAGAGAGGUCCAGAGCGAUGAGAUCAUGUUUGGGGAGCUGGAAAGCCUUGUCCGGGUGGAGUGUCAGUGA